CAUAUGCUUGGAAUCUUCAUUACCGUCAAGUUAAUUGCUAGAAUUUGAUAUCUGAACAGGAAAAGUAAAUAGUACCAAUCACGCGAUUUACUCAAGUUCUCCCCUUCGUUCUCACCCUUCUUGAUCUUUUCCUUGUCCUGUCCCUUUCACCUUUCAUUUUCCCUUUAUCUCUCUGCCUUUUUUUCUUCAUUUCUUUUGUCUUUUUUCUUUUCUGUUCGUUUUCUUCGUUUGAUUUUUAGAUGGAUAUGGAAACCCAUGAAGUUACAACUCUUGGGCAAUCACAUGAAAUCGACAAAAAGUAGCUCCACUUGUGGCACGGACAUCAUAUUACCCUGUUGAUGCUAGAUCAAAAUACUUGCUAUAAUAUUAAAAAGACAAACGGAAACUUCCAAAACACAGAUCGAAAUACUGCUAAUCAGUUCGUUUUCUGCUAAUCAAAAAGGCUAUCUUUAAGUUCAACUACAUCCAUUAGCAAAUUUGAGCUGUGAACUCUUCUCUGUAUCCUACAGGCUAAAAUGGCAGGUGAAGCAGUUAAUGUGAAUGAAUUUCAAGAGCUAGCUAAGAAAGCUCUUCCAAAGAUGUACUAUGACUUCUUUGCUGGAGGAGCUGAGGAUCAGUAUACACUAAAUGAAAAUAUAGAAGCAUUUCGUAGAAUCACUAUUAGGCCAAGAAUACUUAUUGAUGUGAGCAGGAUAGACAUGUCAACUACUAUACUCGGUCACAAGACGUCGGCUCCCAUUAUGGUUGCCCCAACUUCCUCACAUCAAUUGGCACAUCCUGAAGGGGAAGUUGCAACAGCUAGAGGUGCUGCAGCAUGUAAUGUUAUAAUGGGAUUGUCAUUUACGGCUACAUGUACCAUUGAGGAGGUUGCUUCAAGCUGCAACGCUGUUCGCUUCUUCCAAACAUAUGUUUACAAACGGAGAGAUAUAACCGAACUUAUGGUACACAAAGCUGAGAGCAAUGGAUUCAGGGCUAUAAUUCUCACUGCUGAUACUCCGAGGCUUGGCAGAAGGGAGACUGAUAUAAAGAAUAAGAUGAUUUCACCUCGCUUGAGGAACUUUGAAGGUCUUAUAACAACUGAAGUAGUUUCUGAUAAGGGCUCAAAUCUUGAAGCAUACGCUGCAGGAACUCUUGAUCCUUCGCUUUGCUGGAAGGAUAUAGCAUGGUUAAAAUCAGUUACCAAUUUGCCAAUUCUGAUUAAGGGCGUUCUCACUGGUGAAGAUGCAAUAAUAGCAGUUGAAGCAGGAGUUGCAGGAAUUAUUGUCUCUAACCAUGGAGCUCGGCAACUAGAUUAUACUCCAGCUACUAUUUCUGUUCUUGAAGAGGUGGUCAAUGCUGUUCAAGGCAAAGUUCCAGUUCUUCUUGAUGGAGGAAUUAGGCGAGGAACAGACAUAUUCAAGGCCUUAGCACUUGGCGCAAAAGCUGUUCUGAUUGGUCGACCGGUUGUCUACGGCCUGGCCACUAAGGGGGAGUCUGGUGUAAAGCAAGUUAUUGAAAUGUUGAAGAAUGAACUUGAGCAGACCAUGGCUCUUGCUGGCUGCUGCACGCUGAAUGACAUUACCAGAAGCCAUGUUAAGACAGAGAAAGAAAGGUUCCUUUGUAGGAUGUAGUUUCCAUCCUCUGUUAUUUAAAUGAGUUUAAGUUCUACGCACCGAUGAUGUAAAAAAAUAUUUAUACAAUCAGGUCACUUUAAAGUAAUUGCAGGUAAGUCUAUUUAAAUAGCA
Nicotiana tabacum (common tobacco) is the source of this 1724-nucleotide messenger RNA. Its product is annotated as peroxisomal (S)-2-hydroxyacid oxidase GLO4. Gene Ontology annotation, molecular function: oxidoreductase activity; FMN binding. Lineage: Eukaryota; Viridiplantae; Streptophyta; Magnoliopsida; Solanales; Solanaceae. The record is from RefSeq and is a predicted model, not a curated record.